CUAUACUCCGCUUCUCCCCUUGUGCUGAUUGUCACACAUUGUUUACUACGGCUUGAAAUGUGACUCACAACAGAGGCUGUCUGCUGGAGUACCGCUCUGACAAAGCGAAGGAUUUCUUUUCUUGACGCGCUCCGUGCGUCUUGAUUAUUUUUUUGGAGGGGACACAGGUUUGUGGAGACUAACCCUUCUGCCAUGUCAGUGGAUUUGCUUGCGCUUUUAUCCGUCCUGGUCAUCACGUCCUCUGCGAUGGAAGAAACUUUGAUGGACACUCGGGUGGCCACAGCAGAACUGGGCUGGACGGCAUAUCCUAACUCUGGGUGGGAGGAAGUGAGUGGCUACGAUGAAAACCUUAACACCAUAAGGACCUACCAAGUGUGCAAUGUCUUUGAGCCCAGCCAGAACAACUGGCUCCUCACAACCUUCAUCGAUCGACGUGGAGCGCAGCGGAUCUAUGUGGAGAUACGAUUCACAGUGCGCGACUGCAGCUCCAUUCCAAAUGUCCCCGGGUCCUGCAAGGAGACGUUUAAUCUGUACUACUAUGAAACUGAUUCUGUCAUUGCCACCAAAGGAACAGCUUUCUGGAUGGAGGCCCCCUACCUCAAGGUGGACACCAUAGCUGCAGAUGAAAGCUUUUCUCAGGUGGACUUUGGCGGGCGCCUAAUGAAAGUCAACACAGAGGUGCGCAGCUUUGGCCCACUGUCGAAAAACGGCUUCUACUUGGCCUUUCAGGACUACGGUGCCUGUAUGUCUCUGCUGUCAGUCAGGGUGUUUUUUAAGAAGUGCCCGAGUGUGGUCCAAAACUUUGCAAUCUUUCCAGAGACCAUGACAGGGGCAGAAAGCACCUCCUUGGUCAUUGCCAGAGGAAUCUGCAUCCCAAACUCAGAGGAAGUAGAUGUCCCGAUAAAGCUCUACUGUAACGGAGAUGGAGAGUGGAUGGUGCCUAUUGGUAGCUGCACAUGCAAGGCUGGGUUUGAACCUGACAAUGGAAAUGUUUGCCGUGCAUGCCCACCAGGUACUUUCAAAUCAACGCAGGGUCCAGGCCUUUGUCUGCAGUGCCCUCCCAACAGCCGAUCCACAGCUGAGGCUGCCACUAUCUGUGUUUGCCGCAAUGGCUACUACCGUGGCGACGCUGAUCAACCAGAUGAACCCUGCACCAGUGUUCCAUCCAGCCCAAGGAAUGUGAUCUCCAUAGUGAAUGAGACCUCAGUGAUCCUGGAGUGGCAUUCUCCCAGGGAAACAGGCGGCCGGGAUGAUGUCGUCUACAACAUCGUGUGCAAGAAGUGCAGAGCGGACCGACGCUCCUGUUCACACUGCGAUGACAACGUGGACUUUGUUACUCGACAGCUGGGUCUGACAGAGACCAGGGUCUUCAUCAGUAACCUGUUGGCUCACACCCUCUACAGCUUUGAGAUACAAGCCGUCAACGGUGUCAGCAACAAGAGCCCAUACCCAGCACAACAUGUCACCAUAGACAUCACCACCAAUCAGGCUGCCCCGUCAAUUGUUCCCAUCAUGCACCAGAUCAGCUCCACCAUGAACAGCUUCACACUGUCAUGGCCUCAACCAGAGCAACCCAACGGCAUCAUCCUUGACUAUGAGCUGCGCUACUAUGAGAAGGAUCAUGCAGAGAUAAACUCUACUGUGCUGCGCAGCCAGACCAACACUGCACGUGUGGAGGGCCUCAGGCCGGGUACAGUUUACGUGGUACAGGUGCGGGCACGGACUGUGGCUGGCUUUGGCAAAUAUAGCAGCAAGAUGUGCUUCCAAACCCUCACAGAUGACGACUUCAAGUCUGAACUGAGGGAACAGCUUCCUCUGAUUGCGGGGUCAGCAGCUGCUGGAGUGGUCUUUAUUGUUUCGCUUAUUGCUAUCUCCAUCGUGUGCAGCAGGAAAAGAGCAUACAGCAAGGAGGCAGUGUAUAGUGACAAGCUGCAACAUUACAGCACCGGAAGAGAACUCUCUUUGCGAGCCGACAUGUCUAACUGCCCCUCCCCACUGGGCUGCCCGACCCACUUCUCAGGCUCACCGGGAAUGAAGAUCUACAUUGACCCCUUCACUUAUGAGGACCCUAACGAGGCAGUGCGAGAAUUUGCCAAAGAGAUUGAUGUCUCCACUGUCAAGAUUGAGGAGGUCAUCGGUGCAGGCGAAUUUGGAGAAGUGUACAAGGGUCGUUUGAAGCUGCCUGGUAAGAGGGAGAUCUAUGUGGCCAUCAAGACACUGAAGGCUGGCUAUGUUGAAAAGCAAAGGCGAGACUUCCUGUCUGAAGCCUCCAUCAUGGGCCAGUUUGACCAUCCAAACAUUAUCCGUCUGGAGGGUGUCGUCACAAAAAGCCGACCAGUAAUGAUUGUCACAGAAUUUAUGGAGAAUGGCGCCCUGGACUCAUUCCUAAGGCAAAAUGACGGUCAGUUUACAGUGAUCCAGUUGGUGGGAAUGCUUCGUGGGAUAUCAGCAGGGAUGAAAUACCUCUCAGAAAUGAAUUACGUCCAUCGUGACUUGGCUGCACGAAACAUCCUCGUCAACAGCAACUUGGUGUGCAAAGUUUCCGACUUUGGCCUGUCACGCUAUCUGCAGGAGGACACGUCAGAUCCCAGCUACACCAGCUCUCUGGGUGGAAAGAUCCCAGUAAGGUGGACAGCUCCAGAGGCCAUUGCUUACAGAAAGUUCACCUCAGCCAGUGACGUGUGGAGUUAUGGUAUCGUCAUGUGGGAGGUGAUGUCAUACGGAGAGAGACCUUAUUGGGACAUGUCCAACCAGGACGUAAUCAAUGCUAUUGAGCAGGAUUAUCGUUUGCCACCACCCAUGGACUGCCCCAGCGCCUUGCACCAACUGAUGCUGGAUUGCUGGCAGAAAGAUCGCAACGUGCGACCUCGCUUUGCAGAUAUUGUCAGUACCCUCGACAAAAUGAUCCGUAACCCCACCAGCCUAAAAGCUGUAGCCAACAUCCCUGCUGUGCCUUCUCAGCCAUUGUUGGACAGAUCCAUACCCGACUUCAACACCUUCAGUUCGGUAGAGGACUGGCUUGCUGCCAUCAAGAUGAGCCAGUACAGAGACAACUUCCUCAACUCAGGUUUUACCUCCAUGCAGCUUGUGGCUCAGAUGACCUCAGAGGACUUACUUAGAAUAGGAGUGACCUUGGCAGGCCAUCAGAAGAAAAUCCUCAGUAAUGUCCAGUCUAUGAGGGUGCAGAUGAGCCAGUCACCUACAACGAUGGCAUGACUACAGGGGGCGCUGUGCCAUGGAACGGGCAGCAUUCGGAGGUCCAACAACAGCAGCCCCCGAAUGACCCCCGAUCCAUCGGAACGCGCCAGAGUCGAGACUAUCGUCCUAAUAUAAACCCCUACCAUGGCAACAGGAGACCAGGGUUUGCACAACCACGUGGAAAACGGUUGUCACAUCUCACGCUAACCACCACAUGCUUUCAGGGUCCAUACCUGGCACUUUUUUCUCCAUUUAUCACAAAGAAAGGCAAAGACCAAUCUUGUUGUUUCCAAUUAUAUUGGUGUCAUUGUAAACCAAAAUGACUACUACAAUCAGACAUCAGCACAGGGAACAGCUUACAAAUUCAGCCGUUGUGGUUAACAAUUGAUAUUGUGCUUCUAUAUUAUCUGGACUAAAACACAUUUAAAAUGUAGACACAAGUGUGAGACAUUUAGAAACCUGUGACCUGUGAUUUUUACCCAUACCGUUGUCAGUAUGUGAGAUGAAAGCAGCUUUACCUGGCGGGAAACAGGAUACAGACAAAGACGCAACUAAAAGGAGAACUAACUAGUCGGAGAGGUAUACAGGGAUGUACAGUGGAGCACUUCAACUUUUGCAUUUUUAUUUUUUAUUUUUUGCUUGUUUAAAAAAUUUUAAUACUGUAAUAUAAAUGGACAAAUUCAGAGCUUUGUUAUAUUUUUGUCUUUUACCAUCCGUGUUAUAUGUUGCCACUAUAGCAAGAUGCCGCCCACUUGUCUCUUAACUUAAACACUACCUGUGGAAGUCCAGUUGGAAGGCCUCGCCUAAAGGACUUUUUAACUAUCUCCACCAAGAGAAUAUAAAUAUGUUUAUCUCUUGCAAAAUAUGAUUAUAUCUUUCAUAAUAAACCUUCAUAUUGAAGGUGUUACAUAUGAGUAUGUAUGUACAGAACUCUCUGCUUGCAUUUUUGGCAAAGAUAUGUUGACUAGAUUGUGAUAGACACAUGCAAUGUUCAGUUUCCUGUAAAUCCCUGGUUUCCUUAUCACAGCUGAACAACGGACUAUUGGUUGAAUAUCUUCAUGUUUCAGGAGCACCCUGAUAACUUUUCUGUCUGAAUCUUAACUGAGGAACUUGUAAAUUGAUUAUUGGUAAAGAACUGUUAUUGUAGAGCUGUAUGAAAAUUGUUGUAGGAGUUAAAAUAUUGGGGAAAAAACAUUUUACUGGAGAUCAUGUUAAAUGUGGGUGUACACAUGCCGUCUCUUGCUGGUGAGCACUUACAUGUACAGAUAUGUUUUAUGUUUCAUUUGCAUUUUUAUAUAUUGCUUGAGUUGGGAUUGGUCAACAGGAUGAAAUGCAAAAUGAAUUGUUGUGGCUUGGCUGACCCAAACUCAUGGUAAACAGCUGCUAAGAAAACAAGACAUAAAUAUGCAUUUGCAUUAAAUUAUUCUGUCCAGAUAGUUUUAUUUUGAGGUGAAUUCUAACAUGUGCUGUAAAUAUCUUAGUGGGGCGAGACUUUCUAUGAAUUUGAAAUGCAUGAGAGAGCAGCUAAUCAAGGCAUUGGAAAUCAGGGUAAAUCACCAUCACUUCCUUUCACAGUGAAAAUGAACAUCUGGGCUGGGGUUUGCCAACAGGAACCCAGUGCCAUUUCAAUGAACACAGAGUCUUAAAUAGCCCUCAAGAGCUCGAUGCUCACUAAAAAACAUGGCCACAUACACGCUGAUAUAUUUAAGUUGCUGAGCCUAUCUAUUCACCCUCACUGUAGGGGUUCACCAUAUGGACGGGAGAGAUGAAAGCAAAUGCUGUGGUGUUAAAGAUAGUUUCACACAAUCAUAAAGAUUUGGCUACAUCACUCUCUGAGGAUGGACUGAAAACUGCCUGUGAAAUUCCUCCUAAUCUUUAAUAUAGUUUAGGGAAAACAGUAAUGUCCUUUUUUUAAGUCUAGCAGCAACACCCAACAAAAAAAAAAAAAACCUUAGUAAACCUUAAUAUUGCAGGACAGAAAUUUCCCCUUACCUUGCUACCAUUACCAUUCAUAUUAUUGUCAAAAUAAUUACCUAUUAGUCAUUAUUAAGCAAAUAAUGUUGCUUAAUGUAAAUCAAAAUUAUCUAAGAGUGUCUCAAAUGGCAUUGCAAAGUGAAUAGGUAGCCACGUUCAUCAAUUCAUAUCAAACUACUAAUGAAUUAUUUUUAAGUCGAGCCUUCAGAAUGGGAACAUAUUCUGCCUCAUAAAGAGCUUGUUAUAGUAUGUUAUCACUAUUAACACCUAUAGUUUGCUGAAUAUUCAUAUUAUAAUUAAAUCAUUUUUUUUUUUAUUUUACUAUCUUAUGAUUUUUUUAGGAUGUAUUAAACAGAGCCCGUUAAGAUUAAUAGUUUAAAUUCUAAGCACAUUGCACAAUGUUUACACAGUAUAUGGUGACACAGACUGAUUGUUUUCAGUCAUCAAUUUGUACUUUCAUGGCUCUGGUCAUUUACAAAUACAUAAGUAUUUGAAGGGGAGAGAGUAUUAUGUAAAGUCAAUUACUUUUUAGCUUCACAUCACAUUAUAAUGUUAUUCUCUUAUCUAAAAAUACCCAGAGAUUUGCUUUGAUUCUUUCAUGCGUGUUUGAGGAAUUCUUCAACCUCCUUUGGCAGCCAUUUGUAAUGCCUAAGCGCCCAUGAAAAGCUCCUCUAUCCAGCUGUGGUCUCUCUAAUCAGCCCUCCACCGCCACUUCCUCACACAGCUCCUCCAGACUAGCAGCUGCAGCAAAUAGCAGACACCUGUUGGAGCGGUUGGAACAAAUUACCAUACAAAUUGUCUCACAGUUCAAUGCUUUUAACAAAGUUUGUAAAUAACGGAACAGAGUAGAGUUGUUAGGGUCAUGUCUGAAGGCAGAGAGUUGGAACGCAGGAGCUUCUUAAAGAGACAGAAGUCAAUUUCAAGAUAAUACGUUAUGAAGUCAGUUAAGAGUUUGAUAUAUAGCAUUUUUGUAACAACUGAAGUUGACAUAGUUUUCUGAUUGUUCUAUAAAAUGAUUCAAGGUGCCUGGAAUUUAUAUAAUACUCCUGCAUUAAUAAUGACUAAUGUAUAAUUUGCAAUAAACAUGUAUGGUAAUAGAGGUUAUCAAUUAUUUGUUUACACUCAUAAUAAGUGUUACUAGCCUUUGUCCUGACCCUGGCACUGGGUUAUUUGGCAUAUGUAAUAACAAAAGACCAUUUGUUUUAUUUAGUAAAUAAAAUAAAUACAAUCAGUCCUUCCACAAUUAGUGAGCAUUCUCCUCUUUCUGUUCUGCACUCACUUCCAGGUGGCUCUAGGUUUCUGGCGGGGCUCCAGCUCGUUUAUCCUUGGUAUAACCAAGCUGUCUAUGGCACUGUCUGGGCUGUGCUUGGCCAGUGCUGGCCAAAGAAAUAGUUGGCUCCCUUCUGUAGUGGGUCCAAACAGGGUGCAAACACCUGCUAGAACCCCUGUCUGACAGGCAUAUGAUCAGCAAUGGCGGCAGGAAAACUGAUGGGGCCAUUUAAACGUUCAUAAACACACAGAAACAGGAAGCCCUUUAAAUGUGAUUCUAAAAUGUGCUCCUAAAUCUUAUGUUUGCUUGGGUAAAACAUGACAGAGUGUGUGCAAAGGUGAUAGAAAUAGGGUGAGAGGUUGCUUAGAGGAAAGAUGGUUUGCAGGGAAGAGGAUGAAUAGAUGAAAGUCAGAAUCAUCCUCUUCGAGCUUGAAGUGUGGUUUAUGCUGCAAUAUCCCUUUCAUUAUAUAAAUGCUAAUUUCUUUUGUUAGGUUUGGCAAUGGAAAAUAUUGUAAUUAAGCAACUGGUUUGCCCUUUGGACAAAAUCAAUUGCAUUUUGUUUAACUCCCUAAGUCAUUAAUUUACUAACUAAAUAUAAUAAUAUGUUCCUUAAUGCAGGCUUAGAUACCUUUCACUGAAACCCAUUUUAUCAAUUUGAAUGUAUUAGUUUUCUAUUCAGCUCAGUCAUGUGUGUUUGCUUUUCAACCCAUGAGCUUGUGAAUGAGAUGGUGAAUGUAUUCAUUAUCUAACUGUGCAAUUUUUUUAGCCUCAUCUGCUCUGUUUGUUUUAUGAAAUAUCUUACUCUAUAGUGACACUCCAGGGUGAUGAAUAGAGGGAUGGUCUGGAGUCCGUGUAUGAAAGAAGGUUUCUACAGAAGCCAUUUAUCACAUACUGAUACAAAACACAAGAGGAGAGCUUGUUAAGCAUUUCAUGGUGCCGUAACUGUUUGAAGACUGGUCCACGACCCGUUUAGUCACUGAAAUCAUGUCUUGCUUUUAUAGGUCUGCUAUAUUCACCUGAAAAUGCCCUGACAUGACUUCCAGCAAAGAAUAUUCUCAUUAAACUGCAUCAUUUUAUUUUCCCACCUUCUGUUUCAGUCUGGCUUCUAAAAGAUUUACACACAUAUAAAACACAUCACUUUACAUCCAUAAAGAUACACACAAACACUGUG
Messenger RNA from Poeciliopsis prolifica (blackstripe livebearer), 7613 nucleotides. RefSeq names its product ephrin type-B receptor 1-B. Gene Ontology annotation, molecular function: protein binding; transmembrane-ephrin receptor activity; ATP binding. The record is from RefSeq and is a predicted model, not a curated record. Gene Ontology annotation, biological process: cell surface receptor protein tyrosine kinase signaling pathway; axon guidance; protein phosphorylation. The transcript has 16 exons. Gene Ontology annotation, cellular component: neuron projection; plasma membrane. NCBI's taxonomy places the organism in Eukaryota, Metazoa, Chordata, Actinopteri, Cyprinodontiformes, Poeciliidae. Bases 193 to 3216 code for a protein of 1007 amino acids.